AUGUCAUCAACCGAGUCGCCAGCAGCGGCUCUAGAGCCAACUCACACCUUCUCGCAGAACCAAGGUUACGACUAUGCCAACAACGACCAAGAACAAGCUGGUGGCGUCUUACUAGACGAAGGAAUCCAAGACGAACAGGACGACUACUACGAUGACUUGUUCGAGGACAGCGCCGACGAGGUCAACGAUUCAGAAAUCACUUCAUCCAACCCUGCCGACUUCACCAAAUCGUAUAAUCGCCAAAGACGCCUGAACGACGAACAAGUCCCUUCCACUCAAAAACCCAAGACAAAUCCCGCCGGUCACAAACCUACCGCAAAUACUCGAGCCAGUGUGGAUGAUCAGGUCCAGAGCUUGUCUCAGCAUGCCUCCAAGUUGCGCCUCAACAACCUCGAGUCUGGCUUCGGUGGCGGCAAGCAAGAAAGAGGAGGCGGCAAGGACAAGAGCGAUCGCGCCACCAGCGAACAAGUCUUGGAUCCCAGAACUCGUAUGAUUCUCCUGCAACUCUUGAACAAGAACGUCGUUUCUGAGAUCAACGGUGUUUUGUCAACUGGAAAGGAAGCCAACGUCUACCACGCUGCAACAAUUCCUGAGGAUCACGACGACUCCGAGGGCCCUGCUGCCCCAUUGCACAGAGCCAUCAAGGUCUACAAGACGAGUAUUUUGGUCUUCAAGGACCGCGACAAGUACGUCACUGGUGACUUCAGAUUCCGUGGUGGCUACAACAAGAGUGACAACCGCGCCAUGGUCAAGGUCUGGGCAGAGAAGGAGUUCAGAAACUUGCGCAUCUUGCACGCCGCCGGCAUCCCCUGCCCAGACCCACUCUACCUCCGCCAACAUGUCAUGGUCAUGAGCUUCCUAGGCAACAAGAAGGGCUGGCCUGCACCUCGUCUGAGAGACGUCGAUUUCCAACUACCCACCGAGGAAGAAAAUGCUGCCAAAUGGAGAGAGAUGUACAUUCAAUUACUUGGUUACAUGCGCAUCAUGUACCAGACCUGCCGCUUGGUCCAUGGUGAUUUGAGUGAAUACAACUUGAUGUACCAUCAAAGCCGCAUUUUCGUCAUUGACGUCAGUCAAAGUGUCGAGCACGACCACCCACGCUCUCUUGAGUUCCUGCGUAUGGACAUCAAGAACAUUAGCGAUUUCUUCGCUCGCAAGGGUGUCGAUUGUCUGCCCGAGAGAGCCAUCUUUGGCUUCAUUACUUCUGAGCAAGGUGGUGUCGAGACUGCUCAAAUGGAAGACCUCAUCGCAAAGAUGUACGAGACCAGAGAGCAACAAGGCAACCAAGACGACGAAGAAGUCGACAACCAAGUUUUCAGACAGCAAUACAUUCCUCAGACUCUUGAGCAAGUCUAUGAUAAGGAGACGAUCUCGUCUACAAAGCUCUUCUUGCAAAUAAAACCACAGUUGGCACCGAAGAUGCCGAAGACGACAGCGACGCUGAGGGUUCAGAAAGCGAAGGAGACGAAUCUGAAGACCCUGACCGACCGCGUAGAAAGCGUAAUGAAGGCGAAAGACCCAGAGGCAAGCGUUUCGAAGAUAAAGAUACCAAGAAGGAACACAAAAGGCCGUCAAGGAGGAGAAGCGCGAAAGAGAAAAGAGAAGAUGCCCAAGCAUCUCAAGAAGAAGCUCAUUAGCGGUUCUUCUCGCGGUAAGCACUAG
Aureobasidium musti is the source of this 1662-nucleotide messenger RNA. Lineage: Eukaryota; Fungi; Ascomycota; Dothideomycetes; Dothideales; Saccotheciaceae. The record is from the annotation of a GenBank genome assembly.